Cyclocybe aegerita is the source of this 1398-nucleotide messenger RNA. Lineage: Eukaryota; Fungi; Basidiomycota; Agaricomycetes; Agaricales; Hemipholiotaceae. The record is from the annotation of a GenBank genome assembly.
AUGUUGGGCAUCGUUGCGUUGGGCAUCUUCCUGUUCUUUUUUUCCUAUACACGGCCAGGCAAGAUAUACAUAUGGAGGAUCAUCCUCGCCAUCCCCUCAUCUAUCGGCCAUCUACUCGUUGACCUCGACCAACCGCCAACGUACGAGAAAUUACGGAAAUGGGAAGCAAACCUCCCGCAACACAAUCUCGACCUCCCCUUCCCCGAAGGACGUACAGGCAGAUACGUGUACUUUAGCAACGAGCUGGUCAAGAUAGGAUGGAACAACAAGUUGAGCGAAUUACUCAUGAACUCCUACCUCGCCUAUAAAUCAAAUCGGGCGUAUGUCUUCCAAGAGUUCAUCUGGGACUCGAGCCAUUAUCCGUGGCCCUACUACAAGUUUAGAACAUGGAUACCACGUACCCCAUUGAACGCCUUGAUCGCAGGACCAACCGCUGGAGGGCCUUGGGACCCAGCAGACGACACACCCCGAUCCGUCUCUCUGGCUUACUUCAAUAAAGUGUGUCCUCCGGGUGAGCGGCGCAUCAUCAACACACAAGAUGUUAAGCCCGCGAUAACCUGGGCGGAAGGCAAUGUCAUCUUUGACACUUGGCAGAAGCUGCUGAACGAGGCUCCGGAGCGGUGCAUCGAGAUUCAAAUGCCGGAGGAAAAGGUCGAUCGGUUUGGACAGGUUUUCGACAUGUAUUUGUGGGGUUCGACUCGCGUCCUGUCGCUUUGGGAAGAGUUCAAGAAGUCGCCGGUGAGCCGUCUGCUCGCCACCUCGCCGAUCGUCCACUCUGCGGUCGUUCGGAACGAGUACCUCCUCUUGCCCCGGGGCGCACGCCCAGAAGAGCGAGUUCCUGCAGAUCCUUAUGAUCGCUUGCUGGCCAUCCACGUACGCCGUGGCGACUUCAAAAAGGCCUGCGGUGAACUCGCACGUUGGAACUCUUCGUUCUACAGCUGGAAUCUGCACCCUUCUCUGCCGGAUGGAUUCGUUGUUCCUCCAGGGGGAGAGUGGGGGAAGAACACCCCGGAAAAUAUCGCGAUAUAUGAGGAACGCUGCUUCCCCACAGACGAGUUCAUUCUGAACAAGAUUCGACGUGCCCGAAAGGAUUAUGUCCGUGCCGGGAAGGUCGGAGAGCACCGUCACUUGGACACCUUGUUCCUCUUGACGAAUGACCGCACGAAGUGGUUGGACGAGUUCAAGGAGAUGCUUCGAAAGGAAGGCUGGGCGACGAUUGUGACAACUAGAGACCUCGAAUUGGACAUGGAGCAGAAGGACGUCGGUAUGGCCGUGGACAUGGAGUUUGCGCGAAGGGCAGCUGUCUUCAUCGGAAACGGUUGGUCUUCAUUUACGAGCAAUAUCGUGCACCGACGACUAGUUGACGGAAGAGAACCCAUUAGUAUUCGAUUUUACUGA